GUAAUUCAGAGAUGUGUGGGGCCAGCCAGCCUGAGCCUGCUCACCUUCAGAGUCUAUGCAGCACCCAAAAAGGACUCACCUUACAAGAAUUACAUGAAGGUUGAUGAGCUUUCACUCUACUCAGUUCCUGAGAAUCAAUCUAAAUAUGUGGAGGAGCCAAGGACUCAACUUGAAGAAAACAUCUCACAACUCCGACAUCAGUGUGAGCCAUAUACAAGUUGGUGUCAGGAAAUAUACUCCCAAACUAGACCCAGGGUGGAACGCUUCUUCCAGUGGGGAUUAGACAGCUAUGAUUAUCUCCAAAGUGCACCUCCUGGAUUUUUCCCAAGACUUGGUGUUAUUGGUUUUGCUGGUUUUAUUGGACUCCUUUUUGCUAGAGGUUCAAAACUAAAGAAGCUGGUGUAUCCUCCUUUUUUCAUGGGAUUAGGUGCCUCUAUCUAUUACCCACAACAAGCCAUUGCCUUUGCCCAGGUCAGCGGGGAGAAGUUAUAUGACUGGGGAUUACGAGGGUACAUAGUUGUAGAAGAUUUGUGGAAGGAACAUUUUCAGAAGCCAGGAAAUGUGAAGAAUUCACCUGGAAAUAAAUAGAAAACUCCAUGCUCUGCCCAUUUUAAUCAGACACUUUUUUAUGAAGUUGCCUGGACUGGCCUUGAAUUUGCAAUAUUCAAGCCUCAGCUUCCUGAGUAGCUAGGAGGACAGGCCCAGAGCCACAGUUAUUGGAGAAGAACGGCGACAGUAUAUUUUGUUAGACCAGGAGAUAUAUAGAAAAUUUGAACGUGCAUUUUUAUUUCUAACUUUAUAUUUUUUUCACAUUUCCUGAAAUGAACAUGAGUUUUUUUUUUUAUGACCAGAGGGGUGUGUGUGUGUGUGUGUGUGUGUGUGUGUGUGUGUGUGUGUGUGUGAGAGAGAGAGAGAGAGACAGAGAGACAGAGAGACAGAGAGACUGGAGAUUGAACCCAAGGUUUCUCUCUUGCCAGGCAUGCAUUCUACCAGUGAGCUAAAACUCAACCCGUCUUAAAAAGUUGUGUUAUAGUAUUGUACAUCAUAGUUGCUAUUUCAAAUUCACAAAACUCUGGGUUUGAGGUUUUACUUUUUCAACUCUCUCCAUGUUUUUGGAGAGCCAGAGAGUCAUAUCACUUGGAAUUUGAGAGAUCAUACAGUGCAACCCCUAGCCUUAAGCAGAAUCCCCUGUUGCUCUGCUCAUCACCCUCUUGUUCCAUUGAUAGGAAACACUUCCCAGAGCAUCUGUCUUUGGACAGUUCUAGAUUAGGAAGCUGUUGCUUAUAGGAAGCAAAAGGUAGUUCCUUGUGACUCCUACAGAGUGGUCCUGAUCCUGGUUGACAGGUCACAGAGAACAAAUCCAGUUCUCCUUUGACAUUUAUACUAAUGCAAAGUCGGUAGUUCUCUGAUGUUACACAAAUAAUUUAAUAACUGACACCAAGAAGCUCUUGUUAAAAGGCAGAGGCCUGGCCUCCACCCCGGAAUCAGCAUUUCUGUGGAUAUGGCAGCAGAAGGGAUACUGGAGAGUGAGCUUCCAGAGAGUCAUACAGGUUCUUCAGACACUUUACACAGAAGUGUUUGUAUUUCUCUAUAGGGAUGAGAUCUGACAAAGAAAAACUGGGUAAUAAGCCAUUUGGUAGUCUAGACCAGUGUUCAACUUACUGUAUAUACAACCUUGAGUUUUGGUCCUGAAGUUUUGGAACUUCAUUGGUGGUUUAGUUUUUAAUUAUAAAAGCAGUAGGGGGCUAGGUAGAUGGCUUAGUCAGCAAAGUGCUUGCCAUGUAAACAUGACGACCUAAGUUUGGAUUCCCUGCACCCAUGUAAAAAGCUAGAUGUGGUGCUAUCUAUGUUCCUGUAAUCCCAGCACUGGAGAAGUGAAACAGGUGGAUUCCUGGAGCGUUAUGACUGGUUAGUCUAGGCAGUUCAGUGAACUCCAGAUCCAUUGAGAGGCCGUGUCUCAAAAAUAAGGUAGAGAACAAUGAGAAAGAUACCCAAUGUACCUUCUGGCCAACAGGUACAUGUGCACGUGCAUGCCCACAUGAAUGAACACAUGCAUACACAUAUACACUCUGUGCACAAGAAAAAUAGAAACAGUAUAUGUUGGUUGUAACUAUUUUUUUGGAAACUAGGGGUGGAACCUGGGGUUUUACACAUUCUAUCUGAGUAAACCCCAACCCCAGAUAAACAUUUUAAAAGCUUGCCUGGUCAUUAUUCCUUUUCCAGAUAGUUUCUGUUCAUAAUUUGGUACAUUACAGACUUUUUAGUAUAUGUGUAUUUAAAUAGAUGAUACACAUUUGCAUGCUUUUAUUUUUUUUUGACAAAAUGAGAUCAUUUUCUUUAUAUUGUUCUGCAAGUACACAGAAAACUCCAUGAAAGCAUGUAUAAUUUUAUCAUCAUACCAAAAGAAACUGACAGUAAUUCCUUAAUACCCUCUAAUAUCUGGUGUAUAGAUCUUCCUGUUUGUGUCAGUAAUAACUUUACUGUUAUUUUUUCAGACACAUCCUCACUGUGUAGUCCAGGUAGGUCUUGGACUUGUGAUCCUUCUGCCGCAGCCUCCUGAGUGCUGGGGAUACAGCCUUGUACAGCCAUCCUGGCUUUUCACUAAUAACUUUUUUAGUUGGUUUAUUUGAACUAGGACUCAAAGAUCAUCUGUCCUUCACAUUGUAGUGAAUAAGUCUCUUAAUUGUCUUUUAAAUGUAAUAGUUUCUUGUUCUUCAUUUAUUCAUUGAAAACUUUGGCUUUUUUGGUCUUAAAUUUGCCACGUUCAGCCGGGCGGUGGUGGUGCACGCCUUUAAUCCCAGCACUCGGGAGGCAGAGGCAGGCGAAUCUCUGUGAGUUCGAGGCCAGCCUGGUCUACAGAGUGAGUCCCAGGAAAGGCGCAAAGCUUCACAGAGAAACCCUGUCUCGAAAAAUAAAAAUAAAAAACAUUUGCCACGUUCAAAUGGUGACUAAAUACAUCCAUUUAGUGUCAACUCCACUUUUCAUUCCUUUCUUGUCUUUAUUGCUCAUAUAGCAACAGUUGGAUCUGAAAGUGUGAUUGGAUUAGGCUCCAUUUUUUGUUAAUAUAUCUAAUAGACAGCAUUAUGUUUAGGUGUGUUCAAUAAUGAAUUUGCUUCUUCAGCUUAAUUUAUUGUGUAUAUUCUCCAUCAGUAUUUGUAGGUCCACUUUGCCCCUUCUUUAUUUACAUAGUUAGUUCCUAGUCUAUACUUUUACCAUGGCUUACUUAAUCCUUGUUAAUAUAGGUUGUUUCCAGAAUUUAACAAAACAGUAAAUCUAUUAAAUUCUUAGGAAGUCAAAAAAAGGUUAAACUGAGAGAGAACAAUUAGCUAGUUGUUUCCAUGUUUAAGAAUUUUUGAUUUUACAUUAAAAGAUCAAGUGAAUAAUCAGUCACUGGCUUCUCAGAUGUUGGGCUAUAUGUUGAGUGCUAGAGUGCUUGCUUAACAUGUGAGGCCCUGGGAUCAAUCCCCAGCAUGUAAAAAUAUUGAUAAACUUCUAGUUCCUGAGCAUGCUUAUCACAUAUGAAGGAAAAGACACUCUGGAGAAGAUUAAGCUUGGCUUUGGUGUGAGUUUUGUGUGUUUCAUUCCUGGAAGGAAGGAUGUGUGGUAAAGGAAGGUAUGAGGAUUGCACUGUCCUUCAGCUGAUACAUGGAAGUAUGUCUCUGGCUUCAGAGGGCAAGAGGUUCAUGAUAUUUGCUGUGUGCCAUUUAGGCAUGUGCUUGGCAUCAUCAUACCUCAGCAUGCUUGGGUACUCAGCUGGUUGAAAGUCUGAAUGGAGUAUGGAUGGAACACAAUCUGAGUUUUGGUUCACUUGUCUGCAAAAUGAGACUAGGUACAGUGUUCUCUAGCUCAUUCUCUUUAUGGUGAUGAAAAUAGUAAUGUAAAAAAAAAUAUUGUUUAUUAAUUUAAACCUAAAUAAAUUUCAAAAUGCAUAAUUUUAGGGUCAUUUUUGUUUUCCUGGGUACAGUUAACUUAUAUUUUUCUUUCUUUC
Molecule: messenger RNA, 3988 nt
Organism: Peromyscus californicus insignis
Lineage: Eukaryota; Metazoa; Chordata; Mammalia; Rodentia; Cricetidae
Gene: Apoo
Product: apolipoprotein O
Exons: 8
Coding region: 94-588 (164 amino acids)
Biological process (GO): cristae formation
Cellular component (GO): MICOS complex
Source: RefSeq, a predicted model, not a curated record